CUCCGUGAAGACAGCUGCGUAGACUGAGAGUGGCCCAGAAGGAAAGCAGAGGAAUAGAAAAAGGAGCCCCCCCUGGCCAGGCAGCGGCACCCCAAGCCACCCACCAUGGCGCUGGGCUUGGAGCAGGCGGAGGAGCAGCGGCUGUACCAGCAGACGCUCCUGCAGGACGGGCUUAAGGACAUGCUGGACCACGGCAAGUUCCUCGACUGUGUGGUGCGGGUAGGGGAGCGCGAGUUCCCGUGCCACCGCCUGGUGCUGGCCGCCUGCAGCCCCUACUUCCGGGCGCGCUUCCUGGCCGAGCCUGAGCAGGCUGGCGAGCUGCGCCUGGAGGAGGUGUCCCCGGACGUGGUGGCCCAGGUGUUGCACUACCUGUACACGUCGGAGAUCGCGCUGGACGAGGCGAGCGUGCAGGACUUGUUCGCAGCAGCGCACCGCUUCCAGAUCCCGUCCAUCUUCACCAUCUGCGUGUCUUUCCUACAGAAGCGCCUGUGCCUCGCCAACUGCCUGGCCGUCUUCCGCCUCGGCCUCCUCCUCGACUGCGCGCGCCUGGCCGUGGCCGCCCGCGACUUCAUCUGCGCGCGCUUCUCACUCGUGGCGCGCGACGCCGACUUCCUCGGGCUCUCGGCCGACGAGCUCAUCGCCAUCAUCUCCAGCGAUGGCCUCAACGUGGAGAAGGAGGAGGCGGUGUUCGAGGCGGUGAUGCGGUGGGCGGGCAGCGGCGACGCCAAGGCGCAGGCAGAGCGCCAGCGUGCGCUGCCCACCGUCUUCGAGAGCAUACGCUGCCGCCUGCUGCCGCGCGCCUUCCUGGAGAGCCGCGUGGAGAACCACCCUCUUGUGCGUGCCCAGCCCGAGUUGCUGCGCAAGGUGCAGAUGGUGAAGGACGCACACGAGGGCCGCCUCACUGUGCUGCGCAAGAAGAAGAAGGACAAGGGGAAGGAGGCAGCCGGGUCCAAGGCUGCUGACAAGGGCACAGGCGAAGCCAAGGCACAGGAGGAGCAGGUGGAGGAGGACGAACGUAUCAUACCCGGGAUCCUCAAUGACACUCUGCGCUUUGGCAUGUUCCUGCAGGACCUCAUCUUCAUGAUCAGCGAGGAGGGAGCUGUGGCCUAUGAUCCAGCAGCCAACGAGUGUUACUGUGCUUCCCUCUCCACCCAGAUCCCUAAGAACCAUGUCAGCCUCGUGACCAAGGAGAACCAGGUCUUUGUGGCCGGGGGCCUCUUCUACAACGAGGACAACAAAGAGGACCCCAUGAGUGCUUACUUCUUGCAGUUUGACCACCUGGAUUCCGAGUGGCUGGGAAUGCCACCGCUGCCCUCGCCGCGCUGCCUCUUCGGCCUGGGAGAGGCUCUCAACUCCAUCUACGUGGUCGGCGGCCGGGAGCUCAAGGACGGCGAGCGCAGCCUAGACUCGGUCAUGUGCUACGACCGGCUGUCGUUCAAAUGGGGCGAAUCGGACCCGCUGCCCUACGCUGUGUACGGCCACGCGGUGCUCUCCCAUAUGGACCUGGUCUACGUCAUUGGCGGCAAGGGCAGUGACAGGAAGUGCCUGAAGAAGAUGUGUGUCUAUGACCCUAAGAAGUUCGAGUGGAAGGAGCUGGCACCCAUGCAGACUGCCCGCUCCCUCUUCGGGGCCACCGUCCACGACGGCCGCAUUUUUGUAGCCGCUGGGGUCACAGACACGGGGCUGACCAGUUCAGCGGAAGUAUACAGCAUCGCGGACAACAAGUGGGCACCCUUUGAAGCCUUCCCACAGGAACGCAGCUCACUCAGCCUGGUCAGCCUGGCGGGCACCCUUUAUGCCAUCGGUGGCUUUGCCACACUGGAGACCGAGUCUGGAGAGCUGGUCCCUACAGAGCUCAAUGACAUCUGGAGAUAUAAUGAGGAUGAGAAGAAGUGGGAGGGCGUCCUGCGGGAGAUUGCCUACGCAGCCGGUGCCACCUUCCUACCUGUGCGGCUCAACGUGCUGCGCCUGACCAAGAUGUGACCAGCCCGGAGGGCCUGAACUUAGCAUCCCUCCUGUCCUGUGGCCACACAGGCCCGCCAUGUGGGGACUCCCGAGAGGAGGCUGGGAGAGGCCAGAACCCACCUGGAUCCCGUUGUGCCGCCCGGGCUGCUGCUUUGGCAGGGAGGGAAAUUGCUGCCCAGUCCUAGCCUUUCCGGGCAGGGACGAGGAACUUAAGGGCUCAUAGGCAUCUCCGUAUCCUUGAUGUCCUUGUUCCAUGAGCCAGAACCACAGAGAGGUGUCCCAGGCUGCAUUCUGGCCCAGUCCCAGCUCGCGUGUGUGUGCGUGGGGAAAUUUCCCCACGGGAAGCCAUCUCCUUACCCGUCAGAUGGGGAGUGUCCCCCUCAAGCACACCCUGCGGCCUGGAUAAGUCACCUUCCUUAAGAAGAAUAAAGUGCCUUCUGAGCAAGUAGCUCAGGGUCUGGAAUCAGGUACUCCAAGAGUCAGUGACCGAGUGGUUGAAGAUUCUGGGCUUCAACGUUCAGCUGCUGGACUGGCCAGGUCAGCAGCCUCUGCACCCCACACAGGUAUCUCCUCCGCAGUCUGUGUGUACCAAGAGCCUGCCCCCCACUCCCUGGGGCCCAGAACCUCCACCCCCUCAUCCAGCAUGGACAAGGAGCCAGGAGACCUCUGGGGGAAGGGACAGGGAACAGCCAAACUGUGGUAGAAAAGUCUUUUAUUCUAUCAGUCAGGCCCCAUCUGGCCUGGUCUGGGCCCGGGCCUGGGAACAGCUGAGCAGAACCCAUCCCUCUCCCCUCUUCCUCCUCCCACCUACUCGGGCUUCUCUUUGUCCUGCUUCUGCUCCUCCUCUAGUGCGAGGGUUCGCUCUCGCUCCUUCACCAGCUGGACACCACAGUAGGUGACAAACAGGAUGGCCAGAGUGGUCUGGGGGAACCCUGUGCGGGAAAGAGGUCAUCAAUGCGCAGGAGCAGGACCCCAUCCUCAGUGACUCUUCUCAUGCCUGUCCCCACUUGACUAGCCCUCCCUCUGAGUCCCCAGGGUGUUGGGUUGGGGUGGGGGCAUUUCAGAAGGGCCAGAAGGUCACAGUCCUCAAGGUUGAUGCCUGGCAUUUUUUAUAGCCACACCCCCCUUUCCCUCACCUGUGAGUAGCAGGCGCCUGGCAACCAGCUCUGUGAACUCCAGGCUGUUCAGGCUUACAAGGUUGUACAUGAUGAUGGCCCAGAAGUUCAUGGCCCCAAAGAGGGCCCGGACCCUGCGAGACAUCUGCUCCGACAGAGAGGCCUGCCCAGUCCAGGAGAGCAUUGGCAGUGGGGCAAGAGGGCCAGAGGAAAGAGGACAUGGUUGGCCACAGGUCUUGCCCACAUGGCCAUCCCAGGUCCUGGGGAUGGGCUUGGGUCUCUGAGAGCCCCCAGGUCAGCUCUCUCUCUCUCUUU
Messenger RNA from Acinonyx jubatus (cheetah), 3395 nucleotides. It is a transcript of the gene KLHL40, whose product is annotated as kelch like family member 40. Gene Ontology annotation, molecular function: protein binding. Gene Ontology annotation, cellular component: I band; A band. Gene Ontology annotation, biological process: skeletal muscle fiber development; negative regulation of protein ubiquitination; negative regulation of proteasomal ubiquitin-dependent protein catabolic process. The transcript is spliced from 6 exons. NCBI's taxonomy places the organism in Eukaryota, Metazoa, Chordata, Mammalia, Carnivora, Felidae. The record is from RefSeq and is a predicted model, not a curated record. The coding region runs from base 106 to 1983 and encodes 625 amino acids.